Molecule: messenger RNA, 3384 nt
Organism: Paramormyrops kingsleyae
Lineage: Eukaryota; Metazoa; Chordata; Actinopteri; Osteoglossiformes; Mormyridae
Gene: kcnb1
Product: potassium voltage-gated channel, Shab-related subfamily, member 1
Biological process (GO): protein homooligomerization; action potential; potassium ion transmembrane transport
Cellular component (GO): voltage-gated potassium channel complex; membrane
Molecular function (GO): protein binding; delayed rectifier potassium channel activity
Source: RefSeq, a predicted model, not a curated record
GGAGCUGCAGCAAAUCACCCCUCUGCAGAAAGGCUGGCACCGUGCUGUCCUUCACCCACAAGCACGGGAGAUCAGGUGGACAAAAAUCCAGCGAAAUCCCGACGUACUUGUUGAUCUUGUUCAUUGAUAUAGGCAACUACUGACGAGGCGGACUGGUAUUGAUGACAAGUUGUUCUGAUCCUCGGUAAACACGUAUGAAAAGGAGCGAAUUUCUCUCUGUGUAUAACGAAAACGGAAUUCAGUCAGUCGCGUAUUAAACGGUGACGUUUCUCCAUUUUAUUUUUGUUAAAUGGUUUGAAUUCCAAUCCUUGAAUGAGAUUACUCAAAAAGAAGAUACAGCUUUUAAAGCGGACACAGAAGAUGUCCCGUGGACGUGGCAACUGGUCACAGCAGCUAUAGCGAGAAGACUUUGUCGAUUUUGCCUGUCAUUCGAAUGUUUUUAUCGAGAUUGUUAAAAGAAUGACAUAUUUUGUCUCAAAAAUGGAGGAAAACAAAUUCAAAUGUAGAAGCUAACCCCCUCACCCCCGCUCCCCCAGGAUCCUUUCUUCUGGACCGACUGAACUUAUUGGAUCUCGGCCGUAUAUUUGGAGUAAAGAUACUACUCCGGGAUGAAUAAAUCGGGUUCGCGGUCGACUUCUUCGCUGCCCCCUGAUACUGUGGAGAUUAUCCGAAGCAAGGCUUGUUGCCGCAGGGUGAGGCUAAAUGUGGGGGGUCUUCCACAUGAGGUCUUAUGGAGAACCCUGGACAGGUUACCGCGCACCCGACUGGGUAAACUAAGAGAUUGCAAUUCUCACAGCUUACUGAUGGAGAUAUGCGACGAUUACAGUUUGGAGGAUAAUGAGUAUUUUUUUGACAGACACCCAGGAGCAUUUACUUCCAUCCUUAAUUUUUAUCGCACCGGCAAGUUACACAUGAUGGAGGAGAUGUGCGCUUUAUCUUUCAGCCAGGAACUGGACUACUGGGGCAUCGAUGAGAUAUACCUGGAGUCCUGCUGUCAGGCUCGGUACCAUCAGAAAAAAGAACAAAUGAAUGAGGAGCUUAAACGCGAAGCGGACAAUAUGAAGGAAAGAGAAGGUGAAGAAUUUGAUAACACAUUUUGUGCGGAGAAAAGAAAGAAACUUUGGGAUCUUCUGGAGAAACCUAGUUCGUCUGUGGCAGCCAAGAUCUUGGCCAUAAUAUCCAUCUUGUUCAUUGUGUUGUCCACCAUUGCGCUGUCCCUCAACACACUGCCAGAGCUGCAGGACACUGACGAAUUUGGCCAGACGACGGAUAACCCCCAGUUAGCUCACGUGGAGGCGGUCUGCAUCGCCUGGUUCACUAUGGAGUACCUGCUGCGCUUCCUGUCUUCGCCUAACAAGUGGAAGUUUUUUAAAGGGCCCCUGAAUGUCAUCGAUCUACUGGCCAUCCUGCCCUACUACGUCACCAUCUUUCUUACCGAGUCUAAUAAGAGCGUGCUGCAGUUUCAGAACGUACGCCGCGUGGUGCAAAUCUUCCGCAUCAUGCGCAUCCUGCGCAUCUUGAAACUGGCACGACACUCCACUGGCCUCCAGUCACUGGGCUUCACUUUACGUCGCAGCUACAACGAGCUGGGCUUGCUUAUCCUCUUCUUAGCUAUGGGUAUUAUGAUCUUCUCUAGCUUGGUCUUCUUUGCAGAGAAGGAUGAGGAUGACACAAAGUUCAAAAGCAUCCCUGCCUCCUUUUGGUGGGCCACGAUCACCAUGACCACAGUGGGCUAUGGAGACAUCUACCCAAAGACACUCUUGGGAAAAAUUGUGGGAGGGCUAUGUUGCAUUGCUGGAGUACUGGUGAUUGCCCUGCCCAUCCCUAUUAUUGUCAACAACUUCUCUGAAUUCUAUAAAGAGCAGAAGAGGCAAGAGAAAGCUAUCAAAAGGAGGGAAGCCCUGGAAAGAGCUAAGAGAAAUGGCAGCAUUGUGUCAAUGAACAUGAAGGAUGCCUUUGCUCGUAGUGUUGAACUUAUGGAUGUAGUCAUAGAAAAGAAUGGAGAGAAUAUGACUAGGAAGGAGAAGCUUCAGGACAACCACCUCUCACCCAACCAAUGGAAGUGGACACCAAAGCACGCAGCUUUAGAAACAGAUUCUAAUAGAUCCUUCAAUGUGAGUGAGCAUGGUUCUCCAGCUAAUGUCAGGUCCUCUAGCCCACAGCACCUGAAUGUGCAGAAGCUGGAGGAAAUGUACCACAAGAUGGCCAAGACCCAAUCUCAGCCUAACCUCAACACCAAAGAUAGAGGGUCAAUAGCAAAGGGCAGCAGGCAGAGGGAGGAAAUUGAGAUGGAUAGCAUCCCUGGCAAUGCCACACGAGACGGAAUCAUAGACAUGAAAAGCCAGUCGAGCAUUGACAGUUACAUCAGCUGUGCCACUGACUUCCCAGAAAGCACUCGCUUCUCACACAGUCCUAUUGUCAACCUGCCAGCACAGUUUUGGGCCAACCCCGGAAUGCAGACCUCCCUCGAACAUGAGCCUGUGCUUUCAACUCACAGUGUCAGCAAGCCUCCUGGGUGUAGCUCCAUCCUAGAGAUUGCCACAAAUCCAGAAAGUUCCAGGCAUGGAUUCUUCUUGGACAGCCCCCAUGGUUACCGCUUAAAUAACCCUCUCAAGGCACAUUCCUUCAAGGUCACCCUCCGACGAGGAGAGGCAGGCACCUCUUCCUCUUCCAUGCAAAUGGGAGGUGCUCCUCUAUCAGACAGUUCAAUCCUAUCAGAUCGCUCCAUUGUAAGCCCAGAGGUAUCCAUCUAUAACACAGCCAGUAGCAAGACUCCACCUAAAUCUCCUGAAAGCCUGAGCAUGACACCUGCAAUCUUCACAUUUCAUGACACAUCCAUCAGUAAAUAUAUCGAUGCUGACACUGAUGAUGACGACCACUUGCAGGAUGGCUCUGACUCCAGUCCCUCUAUGCGGCUGCUGGACAAAAAAAGUCCAAAGUUCAGUAUUAAUAGCAGCUUCCAGCAAGGGACCAACCACUUGGAAACUUCACAGAGGAUUAUGGGCCAGAACUGUAUGUUUCCCAUAGAAAGUCGGUCUGUAAUUGGGCAGGAGAACCAUGUGACCCAGGAUGUGCGUACAGCUCAAGGGCUGCGGAAUCGAGUUAACAAAUGUGAUGAAAGCAUUUGAGUACAAGGAAGUGAACUGAAGAUGGAGUGGAAACACAUGGGAAAGCUGACCAGUAAUGUGGCUAAAAAAUACAAAAUUUUGAAAGCUGCCAGGGGCUUUACUGUGUGACUUGACAAACUUUAAUCCAUGCCAGUAACAUUAAUGGGAAUAGCUCAUUAAAAAGUAUGCUGGCUCUUGGCAAAGGUGGGUGUUGCUGAAGCCUGUGCCCAACAUGAUAAGCUUAUAGAGGCUAAUGGAGAGGAACCCUCCCUCAAUU